CCACCAGUAUCAGGUAUUCAUGCUAGUGGUGAUGAUGGAGCAUAUUCUAUAGCGUUAUCUGGUGGUUAUGAAGAUGAUAUUGACCUGGGUGAAUGCUUUACUUACACUGGAGAGGGAGGGCGUGAUCUUAAAGGAACAGUCAAUAAACCUAAGAAUUUACGAACAGCCCCACAGUCUAAAGAUCAGACUCUAACCCGUGGUAAUUUAGCAUUAAGUAUAAGUUGUGAUACAAAGAAUCCAAUACGUGUUAUACGGGGCUACAAAUUAAAAAGUCAGUUUGCUCCUGAUGAAGGCUACAGAUAUGAUGGUCUGUAUACAGUAGAGAAGUGUUGGUUUACUACUGGUAUGUCUGGUUUUGGAGUUUGGAAGUUUGCUCUUCAAAGAUGUCAAGAUCAGGCCCCACCCCCAUGGACUGUUACACAGGUAUUAAAUAUCAGUAUAUUUUACUUGACAAAUCAUGAUUUUUUUCAUCCUCUGCGGCUCAUUAUUAAGUAA
Molecule: messenger RNA, 495 nt
Organism: Lottia gigantea (owl limpet)
Lineage: Eukaryota; Metazoa; Mollusca; Gastropoda; Lottiidae
Exons: 3
Biological process (GO): negative regulation of gene expression via chromosomal CpG island methylation; protein ubiquitination
Molecular function (GO): ubiquitin protein ligase activity
Source: RefSeq, a predicted model, not a curated record